Monodelphis domestica (gray short-tailed opossum) is the source of this 3220-nucleotide messenger RNA. RefSeq names its product profilin family member 4 (gene PFN4). NCBI's taxonomy places the organism in Eukaryota, Metazoa, Chordata, Mammalia, Didelphimorphia, Didelphidae. The record is from RefSeq and is a predicted model, not a curated record. Gene Ontology annotation, molecular function: actin monomer binding. Gene Ontology annotation, cellular component: cell cortex.
UUUGUACUAGGAAAAGCCAACUCGAAUGAUGGUUUGGUGGUGUUGGGAUUACACAGGGGAAGAAGAAGGAAUUGGGCAUUUAUAUAGCACUUACACUGUGCUGGUCUGGGUCAAGAAAUUUACAAAUAGUAUCUUAUUUGAUCUUUGCAACAACCUUGCAACAUAGAUGUUGCUAUUAUCCCCAUUUUACAGUUAAGGGAACUGAGGCAAAUAGCAUUUAAGUAACUUGCCCAAGGUUACACAACUAGGAAGUCUCUAAGGCCAGAUUUGAACCCAGAGCCUACUUUCUCUCUGACUCACAUUCCAGUGAGCCGCAGCUGCUUCUGCUUGAUCCAUCAAAAAAAGUGCAUUCAUUAAUUGGCCAAUUUAUGUGGAGAUUAGUUAACAAUUCUUGGUCAUUGAUAUUGAGACUGAGCUGCGAGAAUGACUCAAAUGAUCUGUGAAUAUAAUGAAAUACUGUUAUGCUGCAAGAAAGGAUGAAAAGGCUAUGGUGGAGAAACCAGGGAAUACGUGUCCAGUGAGCAGAACCAGCAGGAGAAUAAGUGUAGUGACAACGGUAUUGUCACGGUUUAAGAAUUUAUUGGUGUGAUGACCCAUCCCUUAGCUCGAGGAAUGCCCAGAUGAAGGGGUCUCACCACCUCGGGCCCUUCCACCUUUGUGGGGGACGAUGAACUUAGAAAACCGGUUCCGGCUCUGCCAGCUGCUCUCCGCCAAGUCUAAGUGGAUCCAUUCAACCCACUUGUGGAAUGACUGAAUAAAAAGAAGAUCCAGGAAGGUCCAUUUGGGGAUGGAUGUGAACAGAGCCUGCCUUCUCUUCCUACCACUUCACAUGCUGGGGUGCCCCAAGGGAGCUUCAGAACCAAGAAAGUAAAUUAGUAACUCCUGAGGUCAGGCCUCUUAGAUUCUAAAAGGAGACCAAAUGGAUCACCAGCUCGCUGCUGCCAUUCCUCAAGCUGAUGCACAGAUGUUGGUGCUCGUGUGACUCGCCACAGUUGAGGAGAAGCGCAUGUUCUAUAGCAUCGGAUUGAGUUGUCUUCUAUGUGGAAUCACCCUGGAGAAGGCCAGCUGCCAUGUUACUCGCGUGUGACCUAGUGGCUGUUCUGGUGUAGCUUUUCUAGCUACUAGCUUCUCUAGUGUCACCUACCCCCAACUCUCCCCUGUGACUCCGUAGUGACCACACUGUGGUCAAACAUCUUGGCACAUGAGCUAACCCAAGCUGAGGGUAACCAAGAGGCCUCAAACCCGUGGCAAAGCUGGGGGUAUGUGAAGUCUGCUCCUGGUAGAGGGGACCUUCCCGGGGCCACAGAGGUAGCUGAAGCAGGCUCUGUGGAGAUCUUGGAGCUUGGUUGGACGUGGAAGACACCAAGGCCCUCUACUGCAUCUCAGUCCAUCAUCGGUCAUCCUCACUUUUGUCUCGACCCUGGACUUGGAUGACUGGAGGAGAGAAGGAGGCUGAUGACGUUGUGCCGCUUCUGCCUCCCUUAAAUCCAACUCGUGAGCAAAUCAAGGCAUCCUCCUCGCAAUGUCCUAGACCUCUUAGGAAACAAAGGACAAGGAAGAAUGCAAGAUGGCUCCUCAUCCUGUGUCCUUUUGGGCUUCGGAAGGGAUGGGAGCAGAAUGACGUCAAGAAAGUGCUAAGGAUCAGGCCAUUUUGGAACAAAGGUCACUGGACUGUUGGCACUCUAAAUGGGAGAUCUUCGCCCAAGAGUGAAUGAGGGUGAAUCAUGCAGACAAGCAGGCUGACGUGUGGAAAUGGGAUGAGCCGUGUGCUGUUUGGGCUGGAAGGAAGCUCCGAGAGACCCUCCGGAUGCUGGGGGAAACGUUCUUCUGCCGCAAGCUGGGGAAGACAUUUCCCUUUUUGUCUGGACAUCUACAGGUCCCAUAGCCUUAGCUUUGGGGGUCUUCCAAAGGCUAGACCCUCCCCUGCCCCAGAGCUGACCAACAAUGAGCAACAUCCAAAACCUCCUGCUCGACUCCCUCCUGGGCACAAAGCAUGUGGACAGUGCUGCCAUCAUCAAGAUUCAUGAGCGUACUGUCUUAGUGUGCUCGCCAGGGUUUAAUAUCUCACCCAAUGAUGUCCGGGUGCUCAUCAAUGCAUUCUCCAAGAACCCUCAGCAAGUGCGAAGGGAUGGACUGUACUUCCGGGAGAAGGAUCAUGUGUGUGUCCGAGCCGAUGAGCGCUCCCUUUAUGCCAAGCAGAAUAACUCAGGGCUUGUGGUCGUUCAAACCAAUCUCUACCUCGUAGUGGCCACCUAUCGGGAGGACAUGUAUGCCAGCGUAUGUGUGGAGGCUGUCGAGAAGCUGGGUGACUACUUAAGGAAAAAGGGCAGCUAAUCCCCGAGAAGACGGAACGCCUCAAGUGUCCUAAGCGGAAACACCAGAGGGGAAGGGUUGGGGUCAGGGAGAGCAGGCUUGGGCAGGGUCCUCAGGAGGGCCAGGAGGGUUGGGGUUGGCUUGGCUUGUCCAGGCUCGGGCUGGGGUCGGUCAGGAGCCGGGUGGGUGUCCGGGGCGAAGGGUAGGGUUGUGCUGUCGGCAGCGGACUGUCCAGGGGCAGGGGCGGGGCGGACAUCCAAGGCUGGCGCGAGGCCCGUGGCAGGGGCAGCAGGCCUCGGCCGCAGGGAGUCGGAGGAGCCUCUCACUCAGCUUGGAGCCCCCGUGAUUCCUGAGCAAAAGGCCUUUGGGCCCGGCAUGGCUGGCCUCAAGCACGCGGGGCACUCUGGAGCUCGCGGGCAGCUCCCGCUGUUGGCCAGAGCGCUUCCUCCUGGCCCUACGGGCAAGGGCCGUGCAGCGGCCAGUACAGGCUGUCGACGACGAUGAACGCGCUAGGAAGGGGGACUCGGGCACCCAGACGCAGCGGAUCCACCGAGCGCCUCCAGGAGCCACGUGCCGGAACCAGAGGGCAGCCCGGAGGCCCUCAAGCCAGCAGCUGCCGUUUGGCCUUGUCUACACUUGGGAGGAUGGGAAGCUACGUUGCCAUCGAGUCCUUCCCGUGUUCCAGAUCUCCAGUUCAGGCUACUAAGCGCCCUGCUCCCACGGCCCUCCAGAGGACAUGUCACCCCCCUUCUCCCCAUCCUCAUCACCGGGUCCCUCCAGUGACUUCUCUAUUCUUGUCCCUAGGAAAAGCCAGGACUUGGCAGCUUCCCGGUGAGGACGGUCUAGGUCUGCAUCGAGGCUCCUGGGUCCUGGGUCCGUUCAAAGUCAAAUAAACCUCUGCACCACC